Messenger RNA from Sardina pilchardus (European sardine), 2483 nucleotides. It is a transcript of the gene irf2b, whose product is annotated as interferon regulatory factor 2b. NCBI's taxonomy places the organism in Eukaryota, Metazoa, Chordata, Actinopteri, Clupeiformes, Clupeidae. Gene Ontology annotation, cellular component: nucleus. Bases 226 to 1206 code for a protein of 326 amino acids. The transcript is spliced from 9 exons. Gene Ontology annotation, molecular function: DNA-binding transcription factor activity, RNA polymerase II-specific; RNA polymerase II cis-regulatory region sequence-specific DNA binding. The record is from RefSeq and is a predicted model, not a curated record. Gene Ontology annotation, biological process: regulation of transcription by RNA polymerase II; immune system process.
CAUACAACGCCCUCUAGGUCCUCAGACGUCAAACAAACAUUUUCGGGAGGGGAUUUCCACAGACCAGUUUCCUUUACUUGUUUUGCUUUCGAUCUGGGCAACAGAAAUUGGCUCAUUUAAGUUUUCGUUUUGCUAUUGGAAUUCACAUAUUUAACGUAAACUUCUGAGGACUAACGAGAUCAACGGUGCCUUAUUCAAAACGCAGGGCUAUUUCAUAAGACCAAAAUGCCAGUGGAAAGAAUGCGGAUGAGACCAUGGCUUGAAGAACAAAUCAACUCGUGUAAAAUCCCAGGGCUCCGAUGGGUUAACAAAGAAAAGAGGAUAUUUCAGAUCCCCUGGAUGCACGCGGCACGCCACGGCUGGGACGUGGAGAAAGAUGCUCCGCUCUUCAGGAACUGGGCCAUUCACACAGGGAAAUAUCAACCAGGGGUGGACAAGCCAGAUCCAAAGACAUGGAAGGCUAACUUUCGCUGUGCCAUGAACUCUCUGCCCGACAUCGAGGAGGUGAAAGAUAAGAGUAUCAAAAAAGGAACAAAUGCCUUCAGGGUUUAUAAAAUGCUCUCCCCUUCAGAGCGACUAACAAAGAGAGGCAAAAAAAGAAGUGAAAAAGAAGAGAAGGUAAAGAUGGAGCCCUGUUCACCUGCCUGGGAACACAGCAAUGGCUUCUCCUACAGGCCCGUGCUGGUGAAAGAGGAAGUGCCACAAGACUACACGACCCCACCGAUGAGCCGCAGUCCUGAAGAGGACCACCUGAUCAUCAGCGACCUGCCGGACGUGUGCCAGACCAUCGAGGUCAUCACGGAGAACGAGGAGCCGUCGGUCACCUCCAGUCACCCCUACCCACUGCAGAUCUCCCCCGUGUCCACCUACGGAGACAGCGACACAGACAGUGUGCACAGUGAAGAGGACAGUAAAGAGGCGUUUUGGCACCCUCUCCACAAGGUUCAGAUGAGGAAGCCGACCAUCUCUCUGCCCGGCAUGGCCACGUUCGUCUCGUCGAGCAAGACGCCCUUCUCGGUGACCAUUAGCCAAGCGCCGCUGGCCUCGACAGGGAUGGGCCCCUGGAUCGUCCCCGCCUCCCAGCCAGGCGCCAUGCCAGCAGGGCCCUCGGGGCAGACGUCCACGUCGUCCACGUCCGGCCACGAGACGCGCGCCAGCGUCAUCAUGAAGACCUCCGACGUGUCCAAAUCCGUGAAGAGCUGCUGAAGAAAGCUGAGAGGGACACAGGCUGGCUCCCUCUGCUCAUCUUUCCAAAAAAAUAAAAUAAACAAAAAGAACAUUACAUAGGACCAGAGAGGGGCAGUUUUGACCAACCCCUCCACCCACCCCACUCUCCCAGGAACAUAGGACAUGUGGUGGGGUGCUGGCCUCCUUAGGAAAUUAUGAUCUAAUGAACUCCCUGAGUCAGGCAAACUUUGCCAGGUCAUAUAUACGAUCGCAAGCACUGGCUGUACAUGAGACUGGUGACGAAAGGCAAGAAUGAUGGAAUAUGGGUGUGUAACACCUCCACUGCAGGGACGAGGGCUGUGCCUCAAAAAAAGCAGCCAGACUCAGGUGAGGUUGCGGGACGGAUUGUGAAUAUGUACAUAACCUGUGUGACGUCUGCGUAAUUGUGAGCAGCUUCUGCACCUUAUUAGACGAGCGUUUAAAACGGGUGAAUCUGUGGCCUAUCUGGGGAUCGUGCAAAACGUCCUCUCGAUGGGGAUACCCCUCUGAUGACAGUCACAAAAACAAAAAAACAAUUAGUGAUUGCCUCAGUGUGGGUGUCAAAGAAAAAAAAAACUAAUGCACUCAAUAGGCUCAUUCGACAUGUAGCAGUCUUAAGACGACCGCAGACGUGAUUAUUUCUGAGAUUCUGAUACGUUUUCAACCAUGAUACAAGGAUGCAAGGAGUUUUAUUUGUCACAUGCAUAUCAUUACUAAAGUAAAGAAUGCAGUGAAAUUAGUCAGUUCCUUCACCUCCUUUGACGUAUGCACAAUUCCGGUUUGAAAGACGUAUCAGAAUCUCAGAAAUAAUUACGUCUGCAGUCUUCGUAAGACGGCUACAUGAAGUCGAAUGAGCCUAAUCUAAAUUAAUUUAUCUUGGAAGUUUAGGUUAAGCCAUUAUAUUUUUGUAUUAAAGGGAAUAUUCUGCUUUGUAUUGCUUCAUCCCCACAGCCCCCAGUUGUUAAAUACUGUUAUAUAUUUUGUUAUUAUUUUAUAAAAAAAGGACACCUGGCAAUUUGAGUUCUCUACUGUUUGUAUGUGUGUGAGAGAAUGUGGCUGUUGCUUAUUUGUGCCAAUAUGUUUUUGUUUGUUCUUUUGUGUUGUUUGUGUGUAUAAAUUUGUUCAAUGAUGUGAAGACAUGUCUGUACAUGUAGCCAUGUGCGUUCAUGAGCCACUUUAAAUCCUGUGGAUCACCUGUUCUACAAAUCUUAAUGGAAGAUUUAUUUUAAAUUGUGGAUGUACCAUGUUAUUCUCUUUGUAAUAAAUGUCGAACACUG